This is a messenger RNA of Talpa occidentalis (Iberian mole), 6275 nucleotides long. RefSeq names its product storkhead box 2 (gene STOX2). Bases 3542 to 6133 code for a protein of 863 amino acids. Gene Ontology annotation, molecular function: DNA-binding transcription activator activity, RNA polymerase II-specific; RNA polymerase II transcription regulatory region sequence-specific DNA binding. The transcript has 4 exons. The record is from RefSeq and is a predicted model, not a curated record. Gene Ontology annotation, cellular component: cytoplasm; nucleus. Lineage: Eukaryota; Metazoa; Chordata; Mammalia; Eulipotyphla; Talpidae. Gene Ontology annotation, biological process: positive regulation of transcription by RNA polymerase II.
CAGCGCUCAACCGCUGCGCCACCCGGGAGGCCCCAUCCCAUCAUUUCUUAGAGCCUCUCUGUCCUGAGAGUAGAUCCUUCCUGUUCCACAGUGUGUCCAAUUUCUGGAGGCCUUCUGGUGGGCGGGGCCACAGGUCAGCCUGCCUUGGGCGAGCCACAAGGGGCAUUUCUAUGGGAACAGAAGAGAAAGUUCAAGACUGAAGCAACACAAGGUCCAGUCGGGUGGCAGCUGCCUCUCCAGAUGGGGAGGGCAGCCGGUGGCAUUCUUGUUUGCAAUUGGACAUCAUUAUUGGUCGUUUUUUAAAUGUCCUCCUGAGGUGUGACAGGUGGAGGAAGCAGUGUUUGCCACCACCAACCAGAGCUCAGGGCCGGGCACCGAGGGAGAAGGCAGAAGAUGAUGGCAAAACCUCAGAAACCAAUUACCGAACAAAUGGCCCCCUCUCCCGCCCCCCGUCAAAUUUUGAGAGAAUCACAAUAAAUUCUUUACAUGUGGGAAGCCAAAGGGGUUGUUUUCCUGUUCUUGUCCUUUGCCUUUUAUUUCUAGAACCUGCCACUGUAGUCCCCAUAUUUUGGAUCUGCGAUUUGCUGUACUUUCUUAAUUUUGAUAUCAGUCCAUUUCAGAUUUUCACAAACUUUUUUAUAUUUAAAUCAUAUUUCUGUGCUAGGUUCUUGUUUCAGGCUGAGGGGCCUGGACAUUUAGCCAAAUUCUCCUUUACUCUUUGUGCUUUCCCUUGGGGGGGCUUCCUUUUAGUCAAUAUUUAUGUCCCCCCAGGCAUGCCCCCCGGCCCUUGCCCCACUUAGCAGACCUCUAAGGGGUUUGAGGUCUCCCAAAGAUAGUUGUUCCCUUGAACCAUGAAGUGGUCCCGUUCGGCCGCUCUCUCACCAGGCAGCAGCACUUUUCUCACACUUGGUGACGUGCCUACUGCGCCACGCUUCCUCAGGUGCAGGGCUGUUUCGUAGAAAGCGUGGCUAAAGCUGCCAUUCUUUUCAGUUUCUUCUCUCCAGAUAGAUGAACACGUCAUUCAUUCGCUCACUCGUGCAUGUACGCAGCAUGUCUUUGGGGACUCCCUGUGGACCUGGCAGUGGCCUCGGUGCGGGGGCUUCUCUGAGGAGGUCUUGCGAGGUGAGCCCAGGUCCUUCGGGGAGGAGAGAGAGCAGAAGUCCGCAGGAAGGAAACCAGGUGGCCUGGCCCGAUGAAGGGGACCUGCGGCGGGACCUGGUGCAGGAGUGUGGGCCCCAGAAAGUAGGGGGAGGCCGGCAGGAGGGGUGCUGCCCCAGAAAGGAGGGCACGGCAGGGUGAGGACCGGGCCGCCCUGACCAGCUGGGUUGGCGCAUGAUCACCAUGCCGGGAGUAAGACCUAAGACCCAGGGGGCCCACCGGGACAAGGAAACUGGUGGUGUCCAGGGUGCAGGGAGAGUAAUCUAGAAAACCCAGAGGAGCGCCGAGUCUGCAGAAACACAGCUGGGAGGAGAAGGGGGCCUCCUGGCAGAGAACCCCCCACCCCUGGGAGACAGUUUCUCCCUUUAGGAAGAAGGGUAAAGGGGUGCAAGCGUGGAAAGGCCUUAUUUAGGGAGGUGACAGCCACGUGGGGCCUUUCGGUUCAGUAGGGCAGGAGCGGGGUGUGGGCAGGGACUCGCCCUGGCCGCCUCUUCCAGGACGCUUGCCAACGUGGGGAGGACCGGAGUCUCUCAGGCAGUUAUUGCAAGUAGGUGAGGGCUGCUUUCUCCGCCCAGUGCUUUCCUAGAACCUUUUCUAGUUUGGACACAUGCAUGUAGUUCUGCUUCCUGCGAAAUCCACAGCAGUCUCAGAAACCUUGGAAGUUGUUUAUGAGCUUUUCAAAAGGCAGGUGAAUGGAGGAUGCGAGCCUCCACCGGGAGACUCUGCAGACACGCGUGCUGCCUCUCGUGCUUACAGGGCGUCCCGAUGAAGCUCAGGAUGUCGCCUGUCACGCAGACCCUCACCUCACGACCUGUGCCCGUCUCCAGGCUACUCAGACUCACUGUGUUCUUCCAAGCUGAAGAGUCGAGAAUCUACUCUGGAUUUUACUUUUGCUCUGAAAACUCUAUUGUAGUGUUCUCUUGGUUCCAGAGCACAGUCGUCUUCAAAAGACACGUUAUAUUCCUUUUCACAAAAAUUAAUAGUGUUUUUAGUAAAAAUAAUUUAAGGAAGUUUUCUGUUAACAGUGUCUUCAUGCCAUAAAAAUUUGGAGGCUUCCAAAAGGGCCAAAACAAUUGGAGUAAACAAAAACGGAAUUUAAAUGGCUAUGAAAUAUUAGGGAAGAAUAAAAGUUUCUUCUUCUUGACUGUCUUCAACUCACAGAAUGUGUCAAUUUUGUGACAAUUGGUCCUUUUGAAUAGAAAAGAGUUUCAUGGCCAAAUGAGUUCGGUAAAUGCUGGAUUAAGCAACAUUGAAGUGAGUUUUCUAUACUGACGGGUUGUGUGGCGUCUCGACAUGCUAACAUGAGGGUGGACUCACCCCAUUGGAGUAGAAGCAUGUCCUGUUUCCCUCACUCAUUUGAUCACAAAAUGUAAUUAUUUUCAUUUUUUAUUUAUUUUAUUUAUUUAUGUCAUUGCUCAUUUUUUACAGUAUUUGGUUUCUCCCCUCAGGUGUAGCCCCUCUGUACUCCAUCACCACAGCUCCACCCGUGAACCACCCCAGUAGUCCCUUAUGUUCUUCACUCCCCUGUUUUGACUCCUCUCCCUGGUCAGCCUGCAAGUUUUGUCUUUUGUUUUGUUUCUCUAUAUUCCACAUAUAUUUCUCUAUAUUCCACAUAUCCACAUCUGAUAUUUAUCUUUUUCCUUCUGACUUAUUUCACUGAGCAUAAUCCCUUCUAUCCAUGUUGCUGCAAAUGGCAUGAGUUUAUCAUUUUUGAUUGUAGAGUAGUCGUCUGUUGUGUAUAUAGGCCAAACUUUUAAUUGGGGCUUUUGGGUUGUUUCCAUAUCUUAGCUAUUAUAAGUAGUGCUGCAAUGAACAUAGGAGGGCAGGUUUCCUUUCUAACUAGUGUUUUUGUGACCACAAAACUUUUUUCUCUUGAUCAUUUUGUUCUCUAGUGACAAACCCAGGCUCUGCUCAUGGUCUCAUGACAGUAUGAGUCAUAGUUUACCUGACUAUUUUUUCUGUGCCAUGCCAUGCUAUUAAUGAGGUGAUGAUGAUGGUGCCACCGAUUCUACAAAGGAGGAAACUAAGACACUCAGAGUGUAAACAUUUGCCCAAUAUAAGUGAAGGAGCCAGAAGAGCAGUCCGCAAUAAAUGUUUGCUAAAUGAAUAAUGGAAAUCUGUUUUGCUCUUGUAUAACUAGGAUUCUAAGCCUUCCUAUUUUUAUAAGUGAUAUUUAAGGGUAGUUUCAUGUUCACAAAUACCCCUUCGUAACCCUGAAGGGAGAAAUUUUAAUGGAUCUUAAUUAAAACGAGUUUCAUAGUUCACAUUUAUUUUUUUUAGAUAACAAGAAAAAGAUAGAAAGUCAAAGAACACCCACCAUAACACUGUGGAAUGUUUCUUUCCCGGAGCUGGCUCCAUUGGAGGUGAUGUAUCACCCAUCAGUAUGUCUCCCAUCAGUCAGUCCCAGUUUAUUCCACUCGGGGAGAUCCUGUGCUUGGCCAUCUCAGCAAUGAACUCGGCGAGAAAGCCUGUCACCCAGGAGGCGCUGAUGGAGCACCUGACCACGUGUUUCCCAGGUGUUCCCACCCCCAGCCAAGAAAUUCUCCGGCACACGCUGAACACGCUGGUCCGGGAGCGGAAGAUCUACCCCACCCCGGACGGCUACUUCAUCGUGACCCCUCAGACUUACUUCAUCACGCCUUCCCUCAUAAGAACUAACAGUAAAUGGUACCACCUGGACGAGAGGGUGCCCGAGCGGUCCCAGUGCGCCUCCCCGCAACCCGGCACCAUCACGCCGUCCGCCUCAGGCUGCAUCAGGGAAAGGACUUUGCCCAGAAACCACUGCGACUCCUGCCACUGCUGCCGGGAGGACCUGCACAGCACGCACGCGUCCACCCUGCAGCGCAAGCCCAAGGACGGCAAGGACCCCUACUGCCCCCCGCCGCUGUGCCAGGUGCCCCCCACAGAGAAGAGCAAAAGUACUGUCAACUUUUCCUACAAGACAGAAACUCUCUCCAAGCCUAAAGACAGUGAAAAGCAGUCCAAAAAGUUCGGGCUCAAGUUAUUCCGGUUGAGUUUCAAGAAAGACAAGACCAAGCAGCUGGCCAACUUCUCCGCGCAGUUCCCCCCCGAGGAGUGGCCCCUGCGGGACGAGGACGCCCCCACGGCCAUCCCGCGGGACGUGGAGAUGGAGAUCAUCCGGCGCAUCAACCCGGACCUCACGGUGGAGAACGUCACGAGGCACACGGCGCUGAUGAAGAAGCUGGAGGAGGAGAAGGCGCACCGCAGCAAGGCGGGCUCGUCCGCGCACCACAGUGGCAGGAGCAAGAAGAGCAGGACGCACCGCAAGCCCCACGGGAAGUCGCGCUCGCACAGCAAGACGCGCGUGUCCAAGGGCGAGCCCUCCGACGGCUCGCACCGGGAGCUGGCCGGGGAGCGGGAGUACGACUUCUGCGACCCGCUGACCCGCGCCCCCCGCGAGGGCUGCUUCAUCAUCGAGCACAAGGGGGACAACUUCAUCAUGCACAGCAACCCCAGCGUGAUCGAGUCCCACUUCCCCAUGACGCCGGAGUGGGAUGUGUCCGGGGAGCUGGCCAAGAGGAGGACUGAGAUGCCUUUUCCGGAGCCUUCCAGGGGCAGCUCCCACUCAAAAGUGCACCGAAGCCACAGCCAUACCCAGGACCGACGGUCCAGGAAUGAGCGGUCCAACAAAGCCAAGGAGAGGUCCAGGUCCAUGGACAACUCCAAGGGCCCCCUGGGGGCGUCCUCGCUGGGGACCCCCGAAGACCUGGCCGAAGGCUGCAGCCAGGACGACCAAGCCCCCAGCCAGCCCUACAUCGACGACAGCACUUUACGGCCUGCACAGACGCUCGGGCAUCCAAGGGCUCACAUUUCGGCCACGAGCUACAAGGAGGUGUGUAUUCCGGAAAUCGUCGGUGGCGGCAAGGAACCUUCCAGCGCCUGUAGCCUUUUGGAGCCAGGCAAGCCGCCCGAGAGUUUGCCAUCUUACGGGGAACUCAGCUCCUGUCCAACAAAAGCAGCUACGGAUGACUAUUUCCAGUGCAACACCUCCAGCGAGACGGUGCUCACCGCGCCUUCGCCUCUGGGGAAGAAUAAGGAGGACCACGACACGCUGACCCUGGCGGAAGGGGUGAAAAAGCUGCCCCUGUGUGAUAGGCAGACCCCACAUUCCUCCAGGGAGCCUGCGGGGCACAAGGAGGAGUCCCCCAAAGGGCCGGGUGGGAUCCCAGCCCCUUCGGGCGCCAUGGCCGAAGGGAUGGCCAAUGGCCGCCUCGUCCAGCACCACAGCGCUGAGCCCAGCAGCCUGGACAAGAGGAAAGAGAUAUUCAGCAAAGACACACUGUUCAAACCUCUCCACAGCACCUUGUCUGUAAACAGCUAUCACAAAUCCAGCCUGUCCCUCCUCAAAGCUCACCCGAAGACGCCUGCGGACGCACUGCCAGGACGAUGCGAGAAGUUGGAACCAUCCCUGGGGACCUCGGUGGCUCAGGCCAUGCCUGCGUCCCAGCGUCAGCAGGAGUCCGGGGCCAACCAGGAAGCCUCUUUUGACUAUUACAACGUCUCUGAUGACGACGACUCCGAGGAAGGGGCAAACAAAAACACGGAGGAGGAAAAAAACAGAGAGGAUGUUGGCACCAUGCAGUGGCUCCUGGAGAGGGAAAAGGAAAGAGACUUGCAGAGGAGAUUUGAGAAAAACCUCACCCUCCUGGCCCCAAAAGAAACUGACAGCAGCAGCAACCAGAGAGCCACGCAUUCAGCGCGCCUGGACAGCAUGGACAGCAGCAGCAUCACUGUGGACAGUGGAUUCAACUCCCCACGCACUAGGGAGAGCCUGGCUUCCAACACGUCAAGCAUUGUUGAAAGUAACCGUCGUCAGAACCCUGCCUUGAGCCCGGCCCACGGAGGAGCCGGCCCGGCCUUCAACUUCCGAGCCAGCACGGACCCCCCCACCAACGAAGCUGAGAAACCACAGAAACCUUCCAGCUGCUUGCAAGCUUCUGUGACUAGUGUGUGACGUCCCGCGGCCUCGGAUCUCCUGUCUCGCGCGCUACAGCCAAGUUUACGACACUGGGACUGAUGUUUACAUCUUUGGAAAGACAAGCAUCUCGAUCACAGUUUUUGUGUUGACUUAAACUGUGCUGCUAAGUAAGCUAGGG